AUGCACUUGCUAAUUUUGACAGUGUUGUUUAUUGGUGUUGUUUCUCUACAACCUGACCGUACCGUCCUUGGACCGCUUUCAGAAGAAGAUGGGAACGAUGAAACUGCAGUACAUGAAGAUUCCGAUUCGAAGAACUCUAGAUCUGACGAGAUUGCUGAGAAAUUGAUUGCAAAUACGAUGAGCGAAAAAGAGAAAAAUAGGGCGGGAAAUGACCAACAAGAUUCUAUUUCACGCAGCUUCAGUGUAAGAAAUGGAAUAAAAACAAGCAAAAGAGACCAAGUUAAAAUCAAAAGAAGAACCAAGGAUCAGAAUCUCAAAGAUAAGAAACGGCUUUACAAAUGGUACAACCAUCAUGGCCAUGGAUGGCGAAGCUUGAAUAAUAGAAUCAAACGUGGAAAGAAAGCAGCAUUUGGUUUAAACGCUAAAAGAGAUAUAAUAAGGAACCCUCAGAAGAAAAUGGUUAAUACCGAAACCGAGGCUGCAUCUCUACACAUUAAAGGGGUCAAGAAACCUUGUCGUAUAUCAGACGAAAUGGUCGCCAUGGCACUCGAUGUACACAGAGCAUAUCGAAAAGAGGAACACGCUGAAAAUAUGUGGUCGCUGGAUUGGGACCAAGAUCUUGCUGAAUUAUCACAAGGUUUAGCCGAUGAAUGUGUAUUUAAGCACACAAACCUAGAGUUCGCGAAUGGUGUACGUGUCGGUCAAAAUUUAGGCGCUACAACAGGCAGUAAUCAUUCUAUUGAGAGAAUGGUGCACUUGUUUAUGAACGAAAAAGCCGAUUAUAAUUAUACAGAACAUAAAUGGACUAAUGUUGUUGGACAUUAUUUACAAGUCGUUAAUUGGAGGACCAUUAAAGUUGGUUGUGCAGUAAAUAAAUGUGACAACUUGUACAUUUCACACGGAGAUCAACAAGAAGUAUGGAACAAUGCUUGGUAUUGGGUCUGUGAUUAUUGGCCUCCUGUAUCUUACAAAACAAGACCUUACGACUAUAAAGAUGGCCAAGUAUGUUCCGAAUGUAUGGUACCGAAGGACAGCGGACUUGGCUGGAGAUGUGAAGAUCAAACCUGCCAGGAUUGUAAGCUUGACGGAACUGAUCCAAGCUGUAAACAAUCGAAGGAGUGCACUUCAUUUGACGAAGACAAGAAUAUAAACUGUCCAUUAUAUGCAUCAUUCGGAAUGUGUGGAGGUCACAAUUUCAAGUGGAGUUUAAUUAAUUGCCAGACAUCGUGCAAAUUAUGUUCCACGGUAAAUGAUGCAUUCGUAGACGAAUCCUAACCAGCUGUGGAUGAACUAAAUUUGGAAAUGAAUUGAAUCGCCCACGGUUAUUCCUAUGGACUAACAGUAGAACAUGCUUUUAAUUCACAUACGUAUAUCAACAUAAAACACACCAGGACUUAUUUUAACCAGUUUGGAUAU
Mytilus trossulus (common blue mussel) is the source of this 1416-nucleotide messenger RNA. RefSeq lists its product as uncharacterized. NCBI's taxonomy places the organism in Eukaryota, Metazoa, Mollusca, Bivalvia, Mytilida, Mytilidae. The record is from RefSeq and is a predicted model, not a curated record. The coding region runs from base 1 to 1275 and encodes 424 amino acids. The transcript is spliced from 9 exons.